Messenger RNA from Procambarus clarkii (red swamp crayfish), 768 nucleotides. NCBI's taxonomy places the organism in Eukaryota, Metazoa, Arthropoda, Malacostraca, Decapoda, Cambaridae. The record is from RefSeq and is a predicted model, not a curated record.
AUGAGAGUCAGGAAGAUCAAAGACCUCCAGUUGCUCUCUGCUAUAGGGUUUACAGGUAAAGUGGUGGGCGGCCUGCACCUCCAGCAGGACCGUGGGUUGGUGUACCCGGUGGGCGUGGGCGUGGGCGUGUGGGACCGUGUGGGUGGCCGCCACGCACUCCUCCACGCCCACACCCGCCCAGUUACCGCCCUCGCUGUCUCCAGCUCCGGCCAGAUCAUCGUCUCCGCCCAGGAUAGCGACCCGGGCUGCCAGGCGCGGGUGGUGGUGUGGCAGUACGAGGCCCGGCGGGAGUACGGCAGCCACAGCCUCCACCGGGAGGAGGUCGCCGCCGUGGCCGUCACCGCCGGGGAGGAGUACGUGGCCAGCCUGGGCGGCGUCCUCGACGGCUACCUGGUCAUCUGGCACCUCCCCACACGCAGGCCACUUUGUAGUGUGGUGGCGGCGGAGGCGGGUCUGGGCACCGCCACCCACCUCUGCACCGCCCCCCGCACGCCCACGCUCAUGGUGGUGGGCGGCACGCGCACGCUGCGGGCGUGGUCACUCAACCCCCACACCAACAGGCUCACACCCACGCCCAUCUCCCUCGGUCUUCUGGAGAGGAAUUACACCUGUUUGCAGGUGGAGGCGAGGGAGGAGCUGCUGUACGCUGGCACCACCUCGGGGGACGUGGUCAAGGUCCGCCUCAACAUGUCUGCUGGUGAAGAACCAUUAACAACGCGGGUUCACAACAGGGCGCCAGAGCCUCUCACCAUUGCUAGAUCACUAUGA